AUGGCAAGACUACUGGCUAGUCAUGAGCUGGCUUCCCCGAUCCCGAGCAUAGAAAGAUCAGAAUGGGACAGCUCUUUAGUUAUGCGCACCACGUUUGAAACAGCAACAUCCCCGUCUGCGACGUUGUCCAGCAAUGAUCGCUUUUGGGGAUGUGUUACGGAAGAUUUCAAGCGUCUCUACAACUUGGGGUCAUUAGGCGUCAAAUCUAUGGUUCAACGCAAGUUGUUAAAAUAUCGCACGGCGGACCAUACCAUUCGUCCUGUCGACCCUGAUGGUUAUCGGAUCGAAUCACUUUUAUGGCGAAUGGCGUAUCACAUUACCGGCGUCAGACAGUUGGAUAACCUACGACAUGGUCACCAAGAAGGACCUCUGGAGCCUGUUCCUGAAGUUGAUAUGUCUGUGGAAGAGAUCGAAGAAGACAUAUUGAAGCGGAGCAAGUUAGCAGAAAUGCGCUAUGACUUUGAUCAGGCCAGGGAGCUCCUGUUUAAUCUCUCUGACAUGUAUAAAGCCGAACAAUGUCUCGAUGAAUUGGAGUCCCGUUCAAAACUGCAUGACCAAAAGGAGAAACACCACGAAAUGGAAAGCGCGAAAGCAGAGAGUGACGGUGAUUGGGAGAAAGCCAAAUCCACGCUGCUCUUGAUGGAGAACAAGUUGAGAUCGGGACGACUUAUUAUGGCGUUGGAAAAGAGACAAGCAAUACAGGAGAAAUACAACAAACGUCUCCAAGAAGAGAUUGUGGAGGCACAAUUUGUUGAUCGUGACUUGACUAAGGCCUGUUCUCUGGUGUCCCAGAUGAAAGGCAAGAGGCCCAAAGCCUUCGUGGCAUUAUUCAAGUGCAAUGAGGCUUUGGCUCAGGGUGACUUUACCAGAGCUAGGUCUAUACUUUCGAACCCACAACUACCAUCGGCCCAUAUAGCCUUGGGGCUUAUGGUGGACCUUGCAGAAGAAGUGCACAAUGAUAACCAAGAGAAAGCUGCUUCUCUAUCUUUACUUCUUAAAAGGGAUUGCGGGAGAUUCCAAAAAGUCCUCUUGGACUCACAGGCUGGUGUUAGUGCAGAGAGCUGCGAUGGCCAUGUUGAGGCCCCGAGCUUGUUAUAUGAUCAACCUAAGGACGCAUCAGGUCAUCUAUCCGAUUUGGCUGAAAAGCAAAGCGAGCAAGCAGCCUUGGCCGGCGACUGGAAUAAAGCCAAGAAAUCACUACUCGGCAUUCCGAAAAACACGGUCUCCGGGCCACUCCUUAGAAAAUUAGAAGAGGAACGAUCGGCAUUUUAUGAGAUGGAGAAGGAUUUGGAAAGGCAAGCUAAGGAAGCAGAGAGGAACGGUGACUGGGAGAAGGCAAGAUCUUUCCUAUCUCGUAUCCAAAGCGACUUCGGCAAAUUCCUCCUUGCGGCAUUGGCAUACAGUGAGGCACGGUUAAGUCUGAAGGAAGAGCACAUGGAACUAUUUGUUGAGCUCCAGAAGGAAUAUCCCGAUCCUCGCCUCGAACAGGUGAAAUUCACACAGUACUUUGAAUAUACAGAACGGAAUGGGCCCCAAGAGAGAUCCAUCGACCUGCAUAGUCUUUUUGUCGGAGAAAAGAUGUUUGGAACUGGUGUUCUCUGGAAAAAGCCUGCUGAUUUCCGCAAGGUCUUUGAGAUGAUGGCUGAAGAUAUGCGCGAUGCCUGUGACAGGGCAUGGUACGGUCUGCCAGCUUUAAAUGUGCAAUCUCUAGCUGCAUAUCGAAGACAGCCUCGGGAAGUUCACAUAGCUGGGCAACCGCCUUCCUCCGAAAUUAUGCAGGCAGGGCUCGGUGAUUCCUUAGGCACCAGCUCAUCUUCACCGACGCUACCGGCGAUACCUCGCGACCCAUGUAUGGUAAUCCCCGGUCCGAUAGUGGUGCGAGAGUAUCAGUGGGACCGACCUGAAUUACCGUCAUUGAGCUUUGAUCAGCAGUUAAUCCUGAUUCAAAUAUGCCUUCGACACAAAAAGCAUUACACGAAACCGCAAGGCAAUAUCCACUUUUGGCACCGUGUUGCUGAUCAAUUUUGGGGAGUUGCGGGCUGGCACUGGAAACGUAUCAGGACGUAUAUUCAGGCCAAAGUACGUUCUGUGGCUGCAAGUGAUCGUGGUCCUCGAAUAUUACCACUCUUGGGUGAAUUUCGUUCCCAUAUCCAUUCCCUCAAGUAUCCGUCCCCUCGAAACAUCGUGAUGCAAUCGAGGUCGCCUCCACGGACAGGUUCGCGUAUCUCAGCACUUUCGCCUCGACCCAUCCCACGUCCGAGACGUUCAAGUAUUCCCAGUAUCACAGUAUUUCCGGGCCCGUCAGGAAACCUUACGAGUCAGGGAGCUGCAAAGCAUGGAGCCACAAAGCGGACAUUGUCACAGACUGGAUUCGAUGUUGAGAUCAGUUCGGAUGAAGAUAGACCUACACCUCUUGCCUCGCGACCCCGACAUAUUGACCCGUUUAGCUCUUCUCUGCACGCGCAUUCUGAAUCUAUGUGCAGGGAAAGCUCCGUGCAAGACCUUAUAACGAAAAGCAACGAAGCAAAAGAGCGGCAUGACUUUGAUAAAGCCAAGUCUCUGCUGCUUCAAAUCUCGGAUAAGACAGUUCUUGAGCCACUCCUUGCGGAAUUGGACAAGGCCCGGGAAAGUCAAAUACAAAUCAAUAGAGACCUUGAAAGAAGAGCCAAGGAAGCCGAGUUGAAGGAUGAAAGGCAAACGGCCAAGUCUCUGCUAUCUCGCGUUGUCGGCGAGGAUCCCUCUUUCCUUCUUCUAGCAUUGGAGUACAGUCGAACAAGGAAAGAGUGGGAAAUAUUUGAAUCAGAAGAAGCGCUGGAGCAGCUUAAGAAGAAAUACCCCGAUCCACGCCUUGAACAGGUGGAGCUUGACCAAAUUUCGAGUGUGCAGAAAUGUCUGGCAACCCACGAAAGAUCGGUCAUCAUCAAGGGUAGCUUCGUGCCUACAAAAGGAAAAAUGACAUGCGCCGUGCUCGUGACGAUGUUUGGUAUGCAACACCACCUCGAGCUAGGACUACAAGACUUGAAUCAGACACAGGCGCCCCAUCUCAAUCCCAUUCUCGAGACCAGUCUCCGCAAGUGGAUAUGUUUGCCGCACCCCGAUUGUCAGAAAGGGCGCGGGCGAUCUCAGGCUCAGUCUCAACCUCAAUCACAACCCCAAUCCCAAGACUUAGAUCUGGACCAAGAACUCGACUUCUUAGACAGGGCACGGGCAGAGAUCAUUAGUGGCAACGACAAGGCUAAGGCUCUCCUGCGCCAGGGAUCGAGCGAGGAAUGCAAAGAAGCCCUCCUAGCAUUGAAUAGAAGCCAACAAAUGCUUCUCGGUGACUUUGAGGAGUCUGCGACUUCACUGAUGGCCCAAACUGAGGAUGCGGAGAAUGAAUGGUAG
Penicillium griseofulvum is the source of this 3384-nucleotide messenger RNA. RefSeq lists its product as uncharacterized. The transcript has 4 exons. The record is from RefSeq and is a predicted model, not a curated record. The coding region runs from base 1 to 3384 and encodes 1127 amino acids. Lineage: Eukaryota; Fungi; Ascomycota; Eurotiomycetes; Eurotiales; Aspergillaceae.